Messenger RNA from Musa acuminata AAA Group (dessert banana), 1477 nucleotides. RefSeq names its product NAC transcription factor 29-like. The transcript is spliced from 3 exons. Lineage: Eukaryota; Viridiplantae; Streptophyta; Magnoliopsida; Zingiberales; Musaceae. Gene Ontology annotation, molecular function: DNA binding. Gene Ontology annotation, biological process: regulation of DNA-templated transcription. The record is from RefSeq and is a predicted model, not a curated record. The coding region runs from base 109 to 1170 and encodes 353 amino acids.
AACCGCGUGUAUGGAUCGCGCGGCGUCGCUAAAGGACAAAAACGCCUCCCACCAUAAAGGCAGCGCCACACUUCGCUCCUUGAGAUUUCAAUCUCUUCCCCCCUUCCCAUGGCUUCGUCUCCUUCCGUGACGAUGUCGGAUCCUGCGUCGCUCCCGCCCGGCUUCCGGUUCCACCCCACCGACGAAGAGCUCAUUCAGCACUACCUGCGGAACCAGGCAUCUUCUCUGCCAUGUCCCGUGUCCAUCAUCGCCGAGGUGGACAUCUACAAGUUCGACCCUUGGGACCUACCUGCCAAAGCCAUGUUUGGGGAGCAGGAGUGGUACUUCUUCAGCCCGAGGGAUCGCAAGUACCCCAACGGGGUCCGGCCGAACCGCGCGGCCGCCUCCGGCUACUGGAAGGCGACCGGGACCGACAAGCCGAUCCACAGGAGCGGAGGGAACGAGCAUAUCGGAGUGAAGAAGGCGUUGGUCUUCUACAAGGGACGGCCUCCGAGAGGGAGGAAGACCAACUGGAUCAUGCACGAGUACCGCCUCGCAGAAGCUCACCAUGGCAACACUUACAAGCCCAUGAAGUUUAAGAACGCCUCCAUGAGGUUGGAUGACUGGGUGCUCUGCCGCAUCUACAAGAAGAACCACAAUCUCCAAUCGGUGCCGCCACUGGUUGAUCAAGAACAAGAAGACUCCGGUUCCGGGGACAUCUACCUAUCGAGCUUUCGCAGCACGGAGCAACCCAGCGGUCUUCGGCUGCAGAAAUCCUUCUCCGUGUCAGAUUUCCUGGAGAACUACUCUGCCCCGCCGUCGCACCUGUUCGAUAACCUACCGGAGAUGCAGGGAUCCGAGCUUGCCCUGCUCAUGGCCCAACCGAGCACGAAUCAACUCAAAACUGAUAACAGCAACUGCAGCAAUGACAAUUACACGUUCGCUCCGUAUAAAAUCCGAGAAGAAUCCGCUGCUCCCGUUGCUGCCAACCCUACAAAGCGCCAGCGGACGACGGAGUCCUACCUAGACGGCAUGAACGAUCUCCUUCACCCAUGGAAGAAGCCCAGCAGUGACGCAACCAUCUACACCACCGAGUUCUCCGACCAGUUCGACGGCACUCAGUGCAACUUGCUCAACCAGCGCUUCUUCAAUCAGCAACUACUGCUGAACCCUCAGCUGGGAUUACAUUGACGCAUCGAUCGUAAUCGGACAAGUGGUAGAAGAAUAAAGGAAACGGAAAAAGACAAAAGUAGCAUAAAAGAGAUCAAAUGGGUACUGAAACGCCAUUUUUGCCCCCCUCAAGAAGCUUUAUCUCGCUUCAGCAGAGCGGUCAUGCAUGAUGAUGUAGUAGUAGUUUCAGGAGAUCACACUUAGUCAAAUACGAUUAUUGAAGAUGAUCCACCGGAUCAUUUGAAGCUGUUGGCUUGUAGAUAUCAUGUAGCAUGAUUAGGUACAUGACUUUCUUCUUGUUGAAUAAGAUCAGCCAUGGCUAUAAACA